CGGUUUGUGAAGGAAGGAGCAAGGUGGUGAUGCGUCUUCUGUCUAAGAAGAAGUUUCACGUAAAUGACAAGGAUGAAAGGAAUCGAACUGCACUCCAUUUCGCCUGCUUUUAUGGCCAUCUGCAUCUGGUUAAUUUCCUUUUACAUAAUAAAUGCAACGUAAAUGCACUUGAUGAUCAAAAGUGCACACCACUAAUGAAGGCUGUACAAAGCUGGGAGACAAAGAUUGUUUCUGUUCUCCUUGAUAAUGAAGCAGAUCCCAAUAUUAAAGAUUCUAAGGGAGAAACAGCAUUACAUCAGGCAGUGUAUGUAAACAGGCCAGAGAUUGCCACUAUUGCCACCAGUCUUCUUGAAUUUGGGGGAAACAUUGAGGAAACUACAAAGGAUGGAUUUACACCUCUGCUGCUAGCACUCAGAGAAAGGAAACUUCUCAUGGCUAAACAUUUAAUAAAUCAUGGUGCAAACAUUUACGCACGUGAUGACUUUAAAAGAACAACGCUCAUGUAUGCAGUUAAAUGGGAUUCUGAGGAUAUUGUUGAGCUGUUACUGAAGAAAGGUUUGGACCACUCCACAAAGGAUGCAUUUGGGUGGAGUUCACUGCAGUAUGCCGUGGCAGGAAAACGCCAAGUUAUUAAAAUAAUAACUUUAUUACCACCAUGUCUGUACAUGGAAGAGAGAGUAUAAUUUUGGAGUAU
Molecule: messenger RNA, 694 nt
Organism: Microtus ochrogaster (prairie vole)
Lineage: Eukaryota; Metazoa; Chordata; Mammalia; Rodentia; Cricetidae
Product: ankyrin repeat domain-containing protein 7-like
Exons: 6
Coding region: 30-683 (217 amino acids)
Molecular function (GO): protein binding
Source: RefSeq, a predicted model, not a curated record